This is a messenger RNA of Hyposmocoma kahamanoa, 518 nucleotides long. RefSeq names its product cytochrome b-c1 complex subunit 7-like. The transcript is spliced from 3 exons. NCBI's taxonomy places the organism in Eukaryota, Metazoa, Arthropoda, Insecta, Lepidoptera, Cosmopterigidae. The record is from RefSeq and is a predicted model, not a curated record. The coding region runs from base 125 to 466 and encodes 113 amino acids. Gene Ontology annotation, biological process: mitochondrial electron transport, ubiquinol to cytochrome c.
UGAUUGUUUGUCGAGUAGUGUAACAAAAUGGGUUGUUUUAUGUUACUCAAAAGUAUUAUAUUGUAAUAAAAGACUAGCCUGUGGCCUGCUUUCCCGAGGAUUUUUGUGUUUUAUAUUACAAACAAUGGCUUUUAGUGUGUUUAGACGCACUCCUGUUCUCUGUAAAACUGCGAUGGGUAAAUGGGCUUUUAACAAAUCUGGCUUUAAUAGAUAUGGUCUUUACCGCGAUGACUGCUUAUACGAAGGCGACCCGGACGUGGAGGAGGCAUUACGCCGAUUGCCGAAGCAUCUAAUUGAUGAACGCAACUUUCGGUUAAUUCGUGCGAUACAAGUCAAUAUAACUAAACAUUACCUACCAAAAGAAGAAUGGACCAGAUAUGAAGACGACGUGCUCUAUCUCUCGCCUAUUGUCGACCAGGUGCGCAAGGAGAGACUUGAGCGUGAAAAAUGGGAGAAAGAACAUUGAUUUUUUUUCUCUGUUUAUUAUUUCAGUUUAAGAUGUGUUUUGCAUCGAUUAA